Messenger RNA from Sorex fumeus (smoky shrew), 900 nucleotides. It is a transcript of the gene TMEM134, whose product is annotated as transmembrane protein 134. The record is from RefSeq and is a predicted model, not a curated record. The coding region runs from base 72 to 665 and encodes 197 amino acids. NCBI's taxonomy places the organism in Eukaryota, Metazoa, Chordata, Mammalia, Eulipotyphla, Soricidae. The transcript has 7 exons.
GGGGCGGGGCCUGCGCGGGGCGGGGCCGGCGGCGCGGAUGGCGGCGGCGGCGCAAGGCUCCUGAGCGGGCCAUGAGCUCCGCCCGGCCCCAGUUCAGCAUCGAUGACGCUUUCGACCUGUCCCUGGAGGAUGCGGGUCCAGGGCCCGAGUCCAGCGGGGUCGCCCGCUUCGGGCCGCUGCACUUCGACCGCCGGGCCCGGUUCGAGGUGACGGACGAGGAAAAGCAGUCCGGACUGCGGUACCAGAACCUGGAGAACGAUGAAGAUGGCGCCCAGGCCUCUCCAGAGCUGGAUGCGGGAGCCAGUACCAGGUCAGGGCCAGGAACUCCGGCCCCGCCUCCGUGUGCGGCUCCCAGUGGUCCUUCAGCACACUCAGCACUAGCACCCAGCGCUCCUACAGGACCUGCUGCAGCACCCCCUGGUCCAGAAGAACCACCGCGUCGUGCUGGCCUCCUUCCUGCUGCUACUGCUCGGCCUGGUGUUGAUCCUGGUCGGCGUGGGACUGGAGGUGGCCCCCAACCCAGGUGUCUCCAGCGCCAUAUUCUUCGUGCCCGGCUUCCUGCUGCUGGUCCCAGGAGUUUACCACGUGAUCUUCAUCUACUGCGGUGUCCGGGGCCAUCGGGGCUUCCAGUUCUUCUACCUGCCCUACUUCGAGAAGUGACCUGAGCUGUCGGAAGUGAGCCCUGCUCCCAGCCCCGCUCGUGUCCCCUCAUCUUCAGGGAAAUACUCCAAGACCCUCAGUCCUCUCGGUACUUUACUCAGGAAGUUUGGGGGUGUAGACCCCCCCACCCCAAGGGCUCACCUUUGGAGCCAGGGAAAAGCGCCCUGUGCCUGUUCUGUGCCUUAAUGUAUUCCCACUUGGGGGCUGCGGAUUGGUGGUCGUGUAAAUAAAGGGGUCGUU